Molecule: messenger RNA, 125 nt
Organism: Diversispora eburnea
Lineage: Eukaryota; Fungi; Glomeromycota; Glomeromycetes; Diversisporales; Diversisporaceae
Source: the annotation of a GenBank genome assembly
UGUCUUCCUCUAGGUAAAUCUACAUUUGUAAUGAAGCGUGGUAAAAAAAAUUAUGAACUUUUAUAUGCUGAAUACUCACAUUUGACUUGUACAACACGAAAAGAAAAGAAUGAUGGAGUAAAGUU